AUGAAGAAGAGGCUGGAUCCAUACAAUAUACUCGGAGUGAAACGGACAUCCACGGAUGUGGAGAUAACAAGGGCAUACAGGAGACUGCAGAGAAUCUACCAUCCCGACAGCAGAACGGGGGACAGGGAGAUGUAUGAGGAGGUGCGUAGAGCAUAUGAAGAGAUCUGCAAAAGCCCGGCCGUGGAGAUUGUCCCUGUUGAGGACGUAAGAAGGAUGUACAAGGGCUCUGAGGAGGAGGCCAAGGACAUUGCCGGGCUUUACAACAGACACAGGGGAAGGAUGGGAAGAAUUCUGGACGGCCUUCUUCUGUCUGAUGAUGGGGACGAGGAUAGAGUCCGGGAGAUUAUUGACAGACUUAUCGGGUGCGGGGCUCUCAAGCAAUACAGCAGCUACGGGAAGAGGGUUUCUGAAGACAAGGCAAGGGGAAGGAGAAAGGCAAGGGAGGAAAGGAUGGCCAAGAAGAUUGCAGGGGAGAUGGGAAUAGAUUUAGAUGUGCCGCUAGAGGACCUGCUUGGAAGGAGGAAGGGGAGAGAUGCAAAGUUUCUUGAGAGUCUCGAGGAAAAGUAUCUUGGGGGAUGCAGGGAGGAAGAGAGGUAG
Encephalitozoon cuniculi GB-M1 is the source of this 597-nucleotide messenger RNA. Its product is annotated as type II HSP40 co-chaperone SIS1. The record is from RefSeq and is marked provisional. Gene Ontology annotation, cellular component: nucleus; cytoplasm. The coding region runs from base 1 to 597 and encodes 198 amino acids. Lineage: Eukaryota; Fungi; Microsporidia; Unikaryonidae. Gene Ontology annotation, molecular function: heat shock protein binding. The transcript has a single exon.